GAGCGGGCUGGGCGCCGGCGGCGGCAGCAACGGGGGCGGGCACGGCCGGCAGGGGGGUGCAGCGGCGGCGGGGGCAGCAGGGCAAAGGCUACGUGUGGCGGGCCGGGCACAGGGCCCCCGCGGCCGCGGGCGGGGCCGGCGGAACCAUGACAGUGGCAGCCCACCCCGUCGGCCAGGGCAGCGAGGCGCCGAAGGCGCAGCCGAGGGCGAAGGCGGCGGCCCCCGAGAUGAAGCGGAAGUCGGCGGCCGGCCGGGCGCAGCCGCCGUCGCCGCUGAAGGUGGCAGGGUCCCUCGCUCUCGGCUCCCAGGCGGGCGGCGCGGCGGCUGCGCCGAGGGCGUACGGCGGUGCCGCCAGGACGGGCGCGGGCAGGGCGCCCGCGGCGCCGCAGGCUGCCGAGGCACCUGGCGCUGCUACAGCAGAUCAGAAGCCCCGCGCGGCGCCGCUGGCGGUCGCGGCGCCGCCCUCCGCCGUCCCGACGGUGGCGACCCCCGAGGUGCUUGACACCCUGAUGGCGCCGCCUGGCGCGCUGGCGCUGCCUGUCCUGCCACUGCCGGCGCAGGCCGGCCGCGCGGUGCCCCCACCCGCGGCGAGGGGUCGCAAGCGAGCCUUCUCGAAGGAAAUGACGCAGAGGGUGGUACGAGCGGCCCUGAAGAGACCUGCAGCGGCAGGGCUGCCCGAGAGCACGAGGUGCCCGUACGAAGCCCUCGUACGAGGCGCCGGCUCGAACGUCGAGCGGGCGCAGAGGUCGGUAUUGCGCGCCUUCUUCGGUACGCAGAGCCGGGCGGACGGCUGCAAGGCCGUGGUUUCAGCCCUGCUGGCCGCGCUGCUGCUCGUGGUGACGGCCCCAGGUGGGACGCUGGCGGAGAGGGUCGACCGGAUGCACUGCCACGGUGGGCACAUGCGGCAGGAUAGUUCGUACCAGGGCCUCAAGAGGCUGCUCGCUGGCCAUCCGUGCCCUGAUGCAGGAUGA
Prorocentrum cordatum is the source of this 971-nucleotide messenger RNA. NCBI's taxonomy places the organism in Eukaryota, Dinophyceae, Prorocentrales, Prorocentraceae. The record is from the annotation of a GenBank genome assembly.